Messenger RNA from Rhinolophus ferrumequinum (greater horseshoe bat), 3200 nucleotides. It is a transcript of the gene TNFRSF1B, whose product is annotated as TNF receptor superfamily member 1B. Gene Ontology annotation, molecular function: tumor necrosis factor binding; tumor necrosis factor receptor activity. Gene Ontology annotation, biological process: inflammatory response; regulation of T cell proliferation; negative regulation of neuroinflammatory response. Lineage: Eukaryota; Metazoa; Chordata; Mammalia; Chiroptera; Rhinolophidae. The record is from RefSeq and is a predicted model, not a curated record. The transcript has 10 exons. Gene Ontology annotation, cellular component: membrane. Bases 115 to 1506 code for a protein of 463 amino acids.
CGCUUUCAGUCGGAGGCGCGGGAGCGCAGCGGUGCCGGAGGGACGGCGUGAAGGAGGAGUGCGGGCCCCGGCCGGCCGAACCCCGCCCGCGCUCGGCCGCCACCCCUCGUCCCCAUGGCGCCCGCCGCCGUCUGGGCCGCGCUGGCCGUUGGACUACAGCUCUGGGCCGCGGGCCACGCCGUGCCCGCCCAGGAUGCAUUUAUCCCCUAUGCCCCGGAGACUGGAAACUUGUGCAAGCAGAGAGAGUACUAUGAGGAGAAGACCCAGAUGUGCUGCAGCAUGUGUCCCCCUGGUUACCGUGCAGAAGUCUUCUGCACCAAGACCUCAGAUACAGUGUGUACCGCCUGCGAGGACAGCACAUACACCCAGCUCUGGAACUGGGUCCCUGAGUGCUUGAGCUGUGGCUCCCGCUGCAGCUCUGGCCAGAUGGAAACUCAAGCCUGCACUCGGGUACAGAACCGUAUAUGCACAUGCCAGCCAGGCUGGUACUGCACGCUGAAGAGACAGGAAGGGUGCCGGCAGUGUGUACUUCACCGCAAGUGUCCCCCCGGCUUUGGUGUGGUCAAACCAGGAACUGCAACGUCAAAUGUGCUGUGUGCACCCUGUGCCCCAGGGACAUUCUCUAAUACGAGUUCAUCCACAGAUACUUGCAGGCCCCACCAGAACUGUAUCUCGGUGGCCACCCCUGGCAGUGCAAGCAAGGAUGCGGUCUGCACAUCUGGGCACCCUCCCCUGAGAGUGGUCCCAAGCUUAGCCCUCGUGCCCCAGCCUCAGUCCACGAGAUCCCAACAGAGAGAGCCAACUCCAGGACCGAGCACAGCUCCAAGUACCUCUGUCCUGCUCCCAAUGGUCCCAAGUCCCCCGACUGAAGGGCUCAGCACAGGGAACAUUUCUCUUCCAAUUGGACUGAUUGUGGGUGUGACAGCCUUGGGACUGCUCAUAAUAGGGCUGGUGAACUGUGUCAUCGUAACCCAGACGAAAAAGAAGCCCUUUUGCAUGCAAGGAGAAGCCAAGGUGCCUCACCUGCCUGCCGAUACGGCCCGGGGUGCUCCAGGCCCUGAGCAGCAGCACCUGCUGACCACGGCGUCCAGCUCCAGCAGCAGCUCUCUGGAGAGCUCGGCCAGCACGGCAGAUAAGGGGGCGCCCAGCAGGACCCAGCCGCAGGCACCAGGCACAGGGAAGGCCAGUGGGUCUGGGGAGGCCCGGGCAAGCUCCAGGAGCUCAGAGUCUUCCCCUGGCAGCCACGGGACCCAGGUCAACGUCACCUGCAUCGUGAAUGUUUGCAGCAGCUCUGACCAUGGCUCUCAGUGCCCCUCCCAGGCCAGCUCCACGAUGGGGGACACGGACGCCAGCUCCUCAGGCUCCCUGAAGGAUGAGCAGGUCCCAUUCUCCAAGGAGGAGUGCCCUUUUGGGUCCCAGCCAGGAGCCCCAGAGACUCUGCUGCAGAGCUCGGAGGAGAAGCCCCUGCCCCUCGGAGUGCCCGAUGCUGGGAUGAAACCCAGUUAACUGCCUGACAGCCGAGGUGGGCUGACCCCUGGGCCUUCUCGGCCCCUGGCCCCCAGCACUCUGGCUCUUUCUGGGCUAAAUUCCUUUAGUGGCCUCCAGAACUUCAGCCUUCCUCUCACCUGCAGGCAGAAGGACGAGGCAGGGAGAGUCGUGGAGAACCUCUCCUGUCACAGUGUGCGUCCUUCUUGCAAGGCUGGCUGGCUGUGCUGGGCAGCCUGGGGCGAGCCCGUGCCUCUCCAGAUCGCACCCCAGCUGGUCCUAUGAACUUGGCUUCUGAAGCCCUUGUUGUUGUGAUCUCUGGGCUCUACCGGCUCUGGCUUCCUGGGAGCCCCCAGCAUCCUGCAUUCCAGAGGGCCCUGCUGGAGUCAUCCACGGAGUAGGGGCAGUGGCGAAAGGGCAGUGCUUUAUCCUGAAUGCAGAGACUGCGGGCCGGUUUCAGUGAGGGUUUGGGGCUGUCAAAGGUCAGAUGGCUCUGUGCAGGGAGGGGGUGACAACCUCUAUAGGGGAAGGGGAUCCCCUGGGUUAGCUAAGGAUCCUUAGAAAGCACCGCUUCUAAAGCCAUUCCUGCCAGCUCCACCUCUUGUACAAUGGCAUGCCACCCAGAGGGCCCAGGCAGGCAACCUGAAGGAGUGCCCUGACUUGGGCAAGACGGCAAACCUCUUCAAGGAAACCAUUUAAUUUUAACAUGUGGCAAUAAAAAAACACAAGUAAGUACCAUGGAGGCAAACGAGCCAAUAACACAACAAAGCCAAAGUCAGUUUGCCUCCUCUGCCUUUGACCUUCACUCCAGGUUACUCACCGCCCCAGCCCUUCCUCGCUCCCUCGCUGUCUGGUGUGGGGCUCCAAGGCCACACCUUUUCCUAUCAGGGAAUUUCAGGAAUUGGAGCUGACCGAGGCCCUGCAGCCAUCUCUCUCCUCCUACCUCAGCCUGGACCUUCCUCCUUUGCCUCCCAGGGGUUGUUCCUGUUUCCCCCUGAACCCCUCCUGCUGUUCCUGGAGUCCCAGGCCCCAGGGGAGCUGUGGGGACACAUUGGUACUGUGCCCGUGUGCAUGUGAGAUGCUGAGAGCCAGGCUGUGUGUGUGUGUGUCGUGUGCUGUGGGUCUGUGUAGCCAAUGUCGUCGGGUUGAAUGGCCUUCCUGAAGCAGCUGAAGCCAACAGUUUUGCCAAGAAGUUCUUACCUGUUAAAGAGUCAUCCAGUCCCCUCAAACACACUCGUCCACAUCCUACAGACAGUGGGCAAGUGUGGCCUUGACCAAAUUCUGGAAGGAAGGGGACGGGGGCUCCUUGAGAAACCAUUUGGAUCCGAGGUACUUGGAUCCCUUGUUGAAAGAUUCUACUGGACUUGAACUUGGCAGCUGAACUUUUAGAGGGCUCAAGAGUCCAGCCAUUACCGUAGAGACAAGAGAGGCUUCCUGCCCAGGAAAUCAAGAUGUCUUACUGCCUGGACUGGCCAGGGCCUCUGCCCACAUUGGACCCUGCACUGUCAUGGAGCACAUGUGCCCCCUCGUGGUCAGUCCUGGGAGGACUUGAGGCCUCUGCCAUCACCUCAGCAGAGCAGGAAAGUGAAUGAAAAGGAAACCCUUUCUGGAUGUAGCCCCAGUUCCCAGCUUGUGUUGAUCCCAAGACAAUGAGAGUUUGCACUGUGUACUGGGCAGCAUUCCUGCUUAUAAAUAAACCUUUCGUUUGUUUUAGA